AUGUCUGACUCAAAUGUCACUUUGUUUUGUGUUUUAACGCAGUUGAUUAAUCGUAUUGCUGCAGCCUGUGAAGCCAUUGAAUCGAUGGCUUUCAUACAGAGAAUUUUUUCUUUGCACCAAAUUAUUCCGGACUUGAUUGAUGCUGGACCAGCAGAGAUCGCCAGGAUUAAGUACCCAAGCGGAGCGAUAGCGCAGGUUGGAAACGUACUGACCCCAACACAGGUUAGGGAACAACCAUUGAUUGAUUGGUUGGCAGACCGAGAUUCUUACUAUACGCUCUUUAUGCUGGACCCUGAUGUACCGUCUAGAGCGCAGCCAACAUUUCGUUCAGUCUGUCAUUGGUUUGUUGGUAACAUUCCGGGCUGUAAUGUUAACAAAGGCGACACCCGCAUCGCGUUCAUCGGAUCUGGCCCUACACAAGAUACUGGACUGCAUCGGUAUGUUUUUCUGAUCUACAAGCAGAACGGCAAGAUCGAUUUUUCCGAUUCGCCCCGUACGUCGAACCGCAGCCAUAACAGUCGGUCGAACUUCCAGCAUAUGGACUAUGUGAGGAGGUAUGGAUUGGCUGAGCUGGUGGCGGGAAAUUUCUAUCAAGCACAAUUUGACAACUAUGUGCCAACUCUGCAUGCACAGCUAUUGUCUGGAACGGAAUAA
Molecule: messenger RNA, 654 nt
Organism: Sabethes cyaneus
Lineage: Eukaryota; Metazoa; Arthropoda; Insecta; Diptera; Culicidae
Product: protein D2-like
Exons: 2
Coding region: 1-654 (217 amino acids)
Source: RefSeq, a predicted model, not a curated record